Molecule: messenger RNA, 1722 nt
Organism: Tribolium castaneum (red flour beetle)
Lineage: Eukaryota; Metazoa; Arthropoda; Insecta; Coleoptera; Tenebrionidae
Gene: CtsK1
Product: Cathepsin K1
Exons: 7
Coding region: 11-1669 (552 amino acids)
Biological process (GO): positive regulation of peptidase activity; immune response; positive regulation of apoptotic signaling pathway
Cellular component (GO): lysosome
Molecular function (GO): cysteine-type endopeptidase activator activity involved in apoptotic process; cysteine-type endopeptidase activity
Source: RefSeq, marked validated
UUGACGCCAAAUGAGAAUGUUAUUUAAAAGUGUGAUUUUUUCGUGUUUUUUGGCACUAGUCUAUGGGGACUGUUCCAACAAAGCGCCGGCUUGGAGCAACACAUACACGGUCAAGGGCAUUCUUUACAUCCCUUAUGCUGAAAUUGAGGAACCUUUCUACGCCUGGUACGAUGGCCAAUCGAAACGCUCCCGUAUUGACUACUACGGCGAUAUGGUGAAAACCUACCAACUCUCCACAGAGGGGCCAUACGGCAGCAGCCUUAAAAUAGCCCCUGUGACAACAGAGACCGAAACCAACUCCCGAACCUGUCUCCAAGUCAACGGAACUGAAGAAAACACAAUUGAGCCCCAAUCCAUUCUCCCUGACCUCACAGGUUUUGAAUGUACUGGAGAGGAGACAAUUAGCGGAGUCCUAACCGAAAAAUGGGCCCUGUCUCAAACAAUCGGCCAAAAAGUCAACAAAUACGCCAUGUGGCUGUAUUACAAAGACGACCCGGACAACACCGGAGUAAAAAUCGCCGUUCCGGUCAAAUACGAAAUGAGGGGCUUUAAUUCACUUUUGGGGAGUCACUAUGACCACUACUACCUCGAUUAUGACUCCUUCAGCUCAGACCCCAUCCCGGACGACAUCUUCAAAUUUGACUCAAACAUGAAAUGUAGUGCCUUCCCGGGCCCUGGCGACAAACACAUUUACACUUUUAACCCAAUGGCUGAAUUCAUCAGACCUGAAAAAAGUGGCCAUGUUGAUUUCGAAUUUGGCAAAUUUACGCGAAAACAUGGCAAAAAUUACCAAAAUAAAACCGAAACUCUCAUGCGUAAAGAUAUUUUCCGCCAAAACGUCCGAUUUAUCCAUUCGAUGAACAGACAAAAUAGGGGGUUCACCCUGACUGUGAAUCACUUGGCUGAUAAAACCCCAACCGAAUUGAAGGCGUUGCGAGGGCGCACUUAUUCGGGGGGCUACAACGGUGGGGCCCCCUUCCCGUAUGAAAACAUAAAUAAGGAGGAUUUGCCCGAUCAGUGGGACUGGAGGCUGUUGGGGGCCGUAACACCUGUUAAAGAUCAAUCGGUUUGUGGUUCGUGUUGGAGUUUCGGAACUGUGGGUACAGUCGAGGGGGCACUUUUUUUGCACAAUGGGGGCCGACUUUUCCGGUUGUCUCAACAAGCUCUAGUUGAUUGUUCUUGGGGGUAUGGAAAUAACGGUUGUGAUGGGGGUGAGGAUUUCAGGGCAUAUCAAUGGAUGCUCAAACAUGGUGGUAUCCCCACUGAGGAGGCCUAUGGCCCCUAUUUGGGACAAGACGGUUACUGUCAUGCAGAUAAGGUGCAAAAAGUUGCCAAAAUCACCGGUUAUGUUAACGUUACAACAAAUGAUGAAAAUGCCUUGAGGUUGGCUUUGUUCAAACAUGGGCCUAUUAGUGUGGCCAUUGAUGCUAGUCAACGCACUUUCAGUUUUUACUCCAAUGGGGUUUAUUACGAACCCAAAUGUGGUAAUAAAAUUGACGAAUUAGAUCAUGCCGUUCUGGCAGUUGGGUAUGGAACCAUAAAUGGUGAAAAUUACUGGUUGGUUAAAAACAGUUGGUCGAAUUAUUGGGGCAACGAUGGCUACAUCCUAAUGUCGUCCAAAGACAACAAUUGCGGAGUCAUGACAACUCCAACCUACGUAACAAUGUAAUAAAAUUGUGACUGAGUCUUAUUUGGUUUAAUAAAUAAUGGUUACUUUAAAAA